AUGGCGCCGACUGGCAAGUCACAAGAGAGUGUAGCUCCUCAAAAAACGUGUAAAAGAUGUAAAGUCAUGGCCUUAUCGGGUCUCAAGUGCAUCAAGUGUGAUACUGUGAGCCACAAUGGCUGUGUUAAGCUUUUGAAAAAUGUAAUCUCUGUUGAGCUUGAUGAAAUAAUUUGCUGUGCUGGCGACCAGACUACAACAGGCAAUGAGGCAGAGUUUUAUGAUGCCCUGGAUGAAAGUCAGUGGAAAAAGGACCCAAGAAACGGGCCGCCGCAGCGACAGUACCGUCAGGAGGAACCGCCGUCACAACAACCACGUUAUAACAAUAACGGACCGCCGCCGCGACGCGACGACUGGCGCCAGAGGCAGCAGGAGGAACGCCCGAGGUCACCACCUCGAGGGCGACCUCCGCCGAACCAGCCUACGAGGGAGGCCCCCAGGCCACCUCCAGGCCCGCCACGUCCUAGCCCGCGGCAGCGCGUCGACGACGACGAGCCACGCCGAUACCAGGGAAACGCCCCGGGGGUCGUGACACAGGCCCAGCCACGACCCGGGCCCCCACGACAAUAA
Anoplophora glabripennis (Asian longhorned beetle) is the source of this 567-nucleotide messenger RNA. RefSeq names its product serine/arginine repetitive matrix protein 1-like. The transcript is spliced from 2 exons. Lineage: Eukaryota; Metazoa; Arthropoda; Insecta; Coleoptera; Cerambycidae. Bases 1 to 567 code for a protein of 188 amino acids. The record is from RefSeq and is a predicted model, not a curated record.